Molecule: messenger RNA, 1055 nt
Organism: Hordeum vulgare subsp. vulgare (domesticated barley)
Lineage: Eukaryota; Viridiplantae; Streptophyta; Magnoliopsida; Poales; Poaceae
Product: disease resistance protein PIK6-NP-like
Exons: 3
Coding region: 1-921 (306 amino acids)
Biological process (GO): defense response to other organism
Molecular function (GO): ADP binding
Source: RefSeq, a predicted model, not a curated record
AUGCUAUUAAUUUUCAGAAGAAUCUUUGGCUUAGAGAAUUGCUGCCCUCACAUGUUUAUUGAAGUCUCAAAAGCUAUCUUGAAAAAGUGUGGAGGCCUACCAUUGGCAAUUAUCAGUAUAUCUGGUUUACUAGCAAACAGACCACGUGUCAAAGAAGAGUGGGAGAAGGUAAAAAGAUCCAUUGGUUUUGACUUGAACAGAAACCAGAGUCUAGAAGGAAUGAAGAACAUACUAUCCUUGAGCUAUAAUGAUCUUCCACCACACCUCAAGACUGUCUUGUUGCAUUUAAGUAAUUUCCCUGAGGAUUACGUGAUUGGCAGAGAAAGGUUGGUGAGGCAAUGGAUUGCGGAAGGCUUUAUUACUGAAGAGCGUGGGAGGAGCUGUCAAGAGGUUGCAGAAAGUUAUUUUUACGAGCUUAUCAACAGAAGCCUGGUCCAACCAGUGGACAUUCAUUUUGAUGGGAAGGUGCGAGCCUGUCGAGUUCAUGACAUGAUGCUUGAACUUAUUAUUUCAAAAUCCAUUGAAGAAAAUUUCAUCACUGUGGUGAACGGCAGCCAAACUAUUUGGGGAAAUUCUCAGUGUUCUAUUCGACGAUUGUCGAUCCAGGACAUUAACCAGGAACUUGCAUCUGAAUUGGCAAAGAAAGAUCUAAGCCAUGCCAGGUCUCUUGUAAUAACAACAUCAUGUUGCGUAAAAUACUUGCCAAGUCUUACAAAGUUUGAAAGUUUACGUGUACUAGAUUUUGAUGGUUGCCGGGGCGUGUCGGGGUAUGAUAUGGAUGGUACGGAAAACCUGUUCCAGCUAAAGUACCUAGGCUUUAAUAAAACAUACAUACCGGAGUUACCAUCUGGAAUUGUGAUGCUGCAUGAUCUAGAGACUUGCCGGCUAGAAUUGAUCAGCUCACUAAACUACAACAUAUGAUCAGUGACAUGUAUCUGAGGAAGAUACCAAUGGGGAUUGGAAAUAUGACAAACUUAAGGGAGAUCUCAGGAUUGUGUAUUACCAUGAGUUCAGUAGAUGCAGUGAAGGAGCUAGGGAAUCUGAUCAAUUUGGAG